This is a messenger RNA of Hemibagrus wyckioides, 2659 nucleotides long. RefSeq names its product BAR/IMD domain containing adaptor protein 2 like 1b (gene baiap2l1b). The record is from RefSeq and is a predicted model, not a curated record. Gene Ontology annotation, cellular component: nucleoplasm; cytosol. Lineage: Eukaryota; Metazoa; Chordata; Actinopteri; Siluriformes; Bagridae. Bases 270 to 1724 code for a protein of 484 amino acids. Gene Ontology annotation, biological process: positive regulation of actin filament polymerization; plasma membrane organization; actin crosslink formation. The transcript is spliced from 14 exons. Gene Ontology annotation, molecular function: protein binding.
CGAGUUUGACAGCGCAGCUUUGAAACGGAGUCGAGAACGCGCGCUUGUUCCUGUGGUUCGUCGUGGAUUCUUUUUUUUUUCUUUUAAUUUUUUCUUUCUUUUUUUUUUUAGAGUUUUAAGGGUGAUAUGUGGGGAAAUGGACUAGCUAUGAGGACCAGUCUCUAACAGAGGGGGUUUUAUUUGGUCGACGUUUCAUUACUUGGGAGUAUCGACCGGUUCCAAAGUUUUGUGUUUUUGUUUCACGCGCUCCGGGGCGGAAGACCUGCAACAUGUCGCGAGACCCAGACGAGGUGAAUAAACUGACUGAAAGCACCUAUAAGAAUGUUAUGGAACAGUUUAACCCGGGGCUGAAGAACCUUAUCAACCUUGGAAAGAGCUACGAGAAAGCCGUCAUGGCCAUGACCCUGGCUGGAAAGAUGUACUUUGAAGCCGUGGGUAAGAUCGGGGAGAAUGCUGCUGUAUCUCCAGUGUCACGAGAAUUGGGGGUGGUGUUGACUGAGAUCUCUGAAGCCCACAGGAAGGUCCUACUUGAGCUGGAAGAAAAUUUCAGACGCUUCCAUCGAGAGAUUAUUGCUGAGCUGGACAAGAAGACAGACAUGGACGUGAAAUACAUGACAGCCACGUUUAAGAAGUAUCAGAUGGAGCACAAGAUAAAGCAGGACUGUCUGGAGAGGUCUCAGGCUGACCUGAAAAAGCUAAGGAGAAAGAGCCAAGGAAAGAAUGCGCUGAAGUACGAGAGCAAAGAGAACGAGUGUUUGGAGACCCUCACGCACCGCCAGAUGGACAUGCAGAAGUUUAUUGCAGAUGGCUGUAAGGAGGCUUUGCUCGAGGAGAAGAGAAGGUUCUGCUUCCUGGUGGACAAACAUUGUACUUUCUCCUACCAGCUAGCAGCUUUUCAUGAAAAGGCAAAGGAUAUACUAACAGACCAGAUUCCUAACUGGCAAGACAAAUGUACUGAUAUUACCAAUGUUCCAGACAGUGUGUUGUCAAUGAUAGAAGGUCUGCGCACCCCUGUGUCCAUAACCCCUCAGGCCUCUCCAGCCAUAAAGCGCCACAGCAGGACCAAUUCUGAAGCAAUGAUUCCACCUCCUGCACCACCACUAAAGGCUCAGACAAGUCCACUAGUGACCAUGUUCAACCAAGACACAGCAAAGCAAGAGACCGUGACUGAUACUAGUAAUGACAGCAGUCAAAUGGUCAGGUCCAUUUCUAUGGCUACCGGGCUGAACAAUAUGAGCCAGAGGCCACGCGUCAGGACUAUCUUCCCCCACAAAUCUGGCAGUAACAACACCCUGCUGAGCUUCGAUGAGGGUGACUUCAUCAUCCUGCUUAUCCCUGAUGAGAGAGACGGCUGGCUUUAUGGAGAAUUGGAGAAGACCAAACAGAGGGGCUGGUUUCCAUCCUCCUACUGCCGUCCAUACGUAGAACCUGCGGUAAACAACAGUGUUGUUGGGAAUCCUCCGGCACGCAGUAAGAGUGUGGUCAACCUCACGCAGCAGGACCCCGAGGAUGAUGUACUACUGCCUCCUCCUGACUACAGCGACACUCCAAUCAGGAGAAACUCAACCAAGUCCCUGAUUCAGACAUAUGUGCCUUCCUCUGAAAACACAGCUUCUCAGCCAAACGGAAUUUCAAAGCCGCCUUUUCUCGGGGGCGGGAACCCUUUUGCUACCGUGAAGCUGAGGCCCACAGUCACCAACGACAGAUCCGCUCCAAGGAUCUGAUCAUCGCGACUAAGCCUUCUAACCUUCAGCAGCCCUUUUUUGUUUUCCAUCAACACCAUUCAACACUGCUGCAUGAAUGCAGAUUUUUCUUCUGCAAAGUACUACUUUAUACAUGAGCUUUAGGCCAUGUUGGAUUUGGACUAGAUACCACGGUGGCCUCAUUGCACACAGGCAAAACUACACAUUUAUCUAUGUACAUUAUAAAAGCCAAUAUUCACAUAAAAAAAAAAAAAAUCAUUCCAACGUUUGUGCUGGCUUUUAUAAGGGUUUAUCCUGGACGAUGAGCGAGACCAGCGCUAGCUAAAUCUGUAGAGUAAAUAUGCUUCUAAUAUAUUUUGUCCUGAAUUUUUACCCGAGGCGUUGAUGACUGCUUUUCUAGUUGCAAGAAUAACAUGCCUCCCCUGUGCUGAGGAAGACCUAGGUUUAUAAUAAUUGUUGAGAAUUUUACAUUGCCAUGGGACAGGUGAUGAAUGUAAAUGGGACCAAGGCACUGAAUUUUUCAGGUUAUAUAUGUAAUUGUGCAGGAUUGUUUCAUUUGUAUCGGCCUAUUUAAAAUUUCGAACAUCUCGGUACACUAGGAUUAAACUUAUGCAUUCAUUCCAAAUGCUUGAUAGUGUGUUUAGAUUGCAAAGCUUUGCUACAGACCCAUUUCCCAAAUACUAUUUAAUACUCCUUUUUCUUUUUCUCAGAAAGGACACGUUUACCUCUUUAAUUCUAUGUUCUUGUCACUGCAAAUGAUUUCUCCAGUUCACAAGCUAACUCCAGUCUUCGAGUCAUGUUGCUGAAACAGACCUUAUGAUUACACAGACAAUUACAACUGUACUUAAAUUUGAAGCUGUAGAGAAGCCAUUCAUUCGUUUUGUCAACUCCAGUUUUAUCUUUUCCAAUGCCCUGUCAAUCACUGCUGUAUAAAAUAAAAUGGUUUAUUUCUUUUA